This is a messenger RNA of Effrenium voratum, 1080 nucleotides long. NCBI's taxonomy places the organism in Eukaryota, Dinophyceae, Suessiales, Symbiodiniaceae. The record is from the annotation of a GenBank genome assembly.
AUGGCGGAGGCCCAGCUGUUGCAGCGGCUGCAACACCCGAACAUAGUGACCUGCCACGAUGUGCGGUUUGAUUCUGCACGGAGGUGCGUAUGGUUGGCGUUGGAAUUCAUGGAUGGCGGCGAUCUUGGGAACAAGAUCAAGGGCCGCCGGAUGAACGGGCAGUCGCCCUUCGAUGGCUUCUUCCUCCAGCGCGUUCUUUCUGCAGUUGGGAGUGCCUUGAACUACAUCCACUCGCAAGGAGUGCUGCACCGAGAUGUGAAGCCACCAAACAUCCUGGCGGAUCGCAAAAUGAAGAAGGUGAAGCUGGCAGACUUCGGCAUCUCCAAGAUCCUCGAGGCCUCCGGCCACGCAGGCACUGUGCUGGGCACUCCGGCAUACAUGUCCCCCGAGCUGGUCUCGGGGAAGCCCUACGGCUCCGCCGCAGAUGCCUGGGCACUGGGUGCCUGUCUGUAUGAGCUGGCAGCACUUCAGCGGCCCUUUGAUGCAUCCAAUCAGCUGGCGCUGGUGUGGCAGAUCGUGCAGCAUGAGCCUCCGCCUCUGCCUCCAGACACGCCUGCAGAUUUGAGUUCCAUCAUCCGGGGGCUUUUGCACAAAGACCCGUUGCAGCGGCUGCGCCUGGAAGACCUGGGCCUGGACGCCGAACACUCCCAGGUUCAUUCUGACAGCUCACCCGGUUCGGCUUAUGCGCCCCCGCCAUGCCCCUCUUGGAGCGAGUGGUCGGGGGCUUUCGCUGUGCCGGAAACCGACCCCAGCCGCGCCAAGGUGCAGGUGGCAUCAGAUGAGAAGGUGCCAACCCCACCGGUCGCACCGUUGGACCCGAUGGCCUGUGAGCAAUUGGGAACCGAAGGCAGUGACUUGGAAGAAGUGGUCCUUGAAGACACGCCGAUCUCGCCAACAACUCCGCGAACGCGGACGGAAGGCAUGGGCACGGCCUUUGCGGAGCGGUCCCCGGCCACGCCCCGUCGGAACUGGCUGAGCCGUCUGGGCCGCGGCCUCCGCUAUGGAGUGUUGGGAGGCAAUGGCCGAGAGCAUACAGAACAGGCUCUCGUCUCGGCUUUCACGGAGGAACUCACCGAAUGA